CUGGGUAAGCGUUUGAAAAAGCAUCUGCGCGGGUUAAUGACAAAAUAGUCAACAGCGCCAUUGACUCUGCGAACGCUGAAUACGUUUUUUUUAAAACACUGUAAACUGGCGGAAAAAAAAGCUAGACGAUGGAUGCGAUUUUGAGGAGACCAAAGGGGAAACUUGGCUACAUUAGAGAGAAGAAAAGUUUAUCUAAUCGAUGGGGACAAAUUUUGACAACUGACGAUGUUGAUAAGCUCUUUGAUGAUUUAGAUGUGUGUGCAUCCCAGACACAGCCACCAUCGGUUUUGUUUCAGAGUUCUGAGACAAUCCACAGCGAAGAACCCCUCUCUCCGAUCCUGCAGGAACAAUCCCCAACUGGAGAACUUCCCGGACACGAAAUCUCCGGGCAAUGUCAAAGUCAGAGUGGAGAUGUUCAGCUUCCUACUACAAGCUCCCCAAUACAUAAACUGGACAUUGAUCUGUGCAUCCCGUUCAAAACGUGCAGUCCGAUUAAGACCUCCAGUCCCAGAGAACACAGGAUGAGCCCAGAGAAGCUGUCCGAGGACCAGGAGGUUCAAUGCGUGACCCCGAUUCUCUUUAACGAUGUAGACGAAGCCGAAGAACUUCAUUCAGAACCCGUACCGACCCAGAGACCUCAAAGCAACACACAAGUCCCAGAGGACAGUGAUGAUUUGGAGCUGGAGUCUCCUCCUAGCAGGAUUGUCCUGACCGAGGCACUCAGCCACAAAGCAACCUUCACAAUUUCAAGUGUCAAUGAAAACGUAGAGGAAUCCAAAGAUGAGGGAAUAGAGCCUGUGGUGACUCCUACAAAAAAGGCCCAGUGCGUCUCCACUCAGCCCCUUGCAGGACCGUCUUCAGCCGUGGGAAAAGAGAUGGAUGGUUUCCUGAAGAAGCUCCAGCUGGCCAGAAUGUCCAAGCCAUCAUGUUCUCAGAUAUCUAAAGUCAAAGUGCAGCUGCCGCCUCCUCCUCUGCAGCCAGAGGAUUUUAUGAUUCUGGAAGACGAUUCACCAAUUCGCAUUUCCAUUCCAAGAAAAGCCGUCUCAAAAAAGAGACAAAGCCCGAACGAGAGCUCCAGCACCCCCAAAGAGAGCUUAACAGACGAGAGGACAAAGGAUGGUCCUGUGGACGUUCCACAAAGACCAGAAGAAGGAGAAAUGGCCAUCAGCAAACCGGACAGUCAGGCUGUUAAUCAACGGAAGAAGAAAAGCAAAAAGAAAAAUCCAGAGGUGGUUGAGCCUGAGCAUCACAAAGGGGAUUCACUCGAUCGCCAGGAUCUUCCUGCUGGCGACGCAGUGGAGCAAGAAAUGCCAACCAAGAAAAAACAACGGAGAAAAGUUUUAUCAGAGCAGAGCGACGAGCCGGAAGAUCCGCCCAGGGAUGAAACGGAACCAGAAAAAGAACCCGCCCCGAAAACCGGAGGGAAGGGUCGCGGGCAGAGCAAGGGGAAAACAUUAAAACAGAAGAAAGAAAUUACAGCAAAGGAUGGAAAAAACUCCCUAAAAGAGAAGAGAAAACAGCGCGAAGCACCUGAAGCUGCGGAGGAACAAAGCCAGGAGCAGAAUGGUCUGGGGGCAGGAGACGCUGAAGCCUGGCAUGAUGUCACAGACCAAGACGUGAAAUCUAAAGCGGAUGGAGGGGCCAAGGAAGACAUAAAGUCAGUUCCCUCCAUACGUAGUUCGUCUGAGGAUGCUCAGCUGCCUAGAAAGAGGAAGCCGCCAGGAGAGUGGUGGAAAAGCUGCCCCCAGAGCCCAGAGAGAACAGAAAAGCCCCAACCCCUCAAAAAGUCUAAACAGAAAAGCAAAGAGUCCGACCCGGCAGUACCUUUGACCUCAAAGAACAUGGAAGACAAAUCCUACGGUAGAAGAAAGGCAAAAGAUCCCGCAAAGGUGUCCAAUAGUCGUGCUAAAGAAGCUAAAGGGAAUAAAGGUAACUUGACUAAAAGGAGAAAUGAAAGAGACGAGAAAAUCAAAGAAAUGCCCGACGAAAUCCCGACAGCUGCGGCAGAGCUGGAGGAGCAGGAGAUCCCCGAUGAAGACCUCGAUCAGGAGUCAAGCCCGCUGGUCUUUUCAGAGAGACGGCACAGCCUCAACUCAAGCGAUGAGCUGUUUCAAAAAGUCUAUCACCACACCUCUAAGAAUACGGCCACGUCUACAGCCCCUGUGGCGCAGCUGCGUCAGCCACGGAAGGAGCUGAGGAACGCCGAACCAGCAAAACGCAGGAGGAAACCACCAGGAGAAUGGUGGACAGUUCCCACGGAGGCCGCCGGUUCGGAAAUAAUCUCCCCGUCGCCGAGGCGGUCCCCCACGAAGGAGCUGGGGCCCAGGCGUCAAAGGAAGCAGCCUAAACGGACAGAGGGCAACGCUGCGUCACAGACACCAGGGGGAGCUCCGGUGAUUCUCGUGAAGCCACUGUCUCCUCAAUCGACCGUCAAAAGCUCUCUCGCAGCAUUUAAAGACCUCACUUCAGUGGCGGGGACCCCCGCCGCGGCCCCCAGCAGAGACAGACAUCAGUGCAGAAGGCGUAACGUCACGUCCCGGCCCGCGCAGGAGACCGUGGACGGCGGCCCUGUAACGUGCAGCCGGUCCGACGCUGAUGGAAACGCUGGAGGAGACGGGGGCGAACGCAGCCAGGAGACCCCGCAGGACGGACGGUGUCAGGCUGAUCCUGCGGGAUGUCCUGAGGACACCAGGGCGAGAGUCCUCAUGAGCGGACCGUCCUCCAUGAUCGAGCUGCAAGAGUAUGACGAUGAAACGACUUUUACGCCACCCGGGAACCAAACCAUUCUGUCUAUGUCUGAUUUCUGUGGUCCUCCGCUCAGUUCGCUAACGCUACACUCCAGGGAUAAGGCAUACCUCACUGAAUGGAUGCAGAAUCUCUGGUCUGCGGGACCUGACCAAGGCGCUACAAUCACCCCUGACCAGUUUCAGUGGUACUUAUACAAGGACCGGGCCCUGGGUGUCCAGGUGGAAAUUAGCAACUCCUCCUUCUGUUCCGGAAAGCUGCUGAUGGGCUCGUACAUGAUGAAGCCUCUCUGGGUGGAUCACGGCGCUACCACAAUUUUCAGCUUGGUAACGGGCUCGGUGAGGGUCACCAUCGACUGCAGGGUGUCGAGCUACUGCUCUGGACAAAGCUUUCUGGUGGAGUGUGGAAGAGCCUUCAGCAUCCAGAACAACAGCCAACAGCCGGCCGUUCUCUUCUUCACCAGGAUAUUGGCGGAUAGUUUAAGCUGAACAAUUCACACUGAAAGUUGAAAUGUCUGCAAGGACUGUAAGCAGCCUGAAGAUUAGAUUGAUUUAACUGUAAAAUAUGACCUGUAAAUAAUAAUCUAUUUUUUCAGAGAAUUGUUCUGCAUCCUUUUCUAAUUUAAUCAGUUCUGUGUAAGAAGCAAGAAGAUUCUGUGUAAGAAGCAAAAACAAAAGACAGUUUUAAAUAAAGUAGUGCUCUGCUUGUAUUGCUCCCCCUCAUUUUUGUCAUAAUUUUACAUGUGAUGUUUUUUUUUUUUUUUUGUCAAAUGAAAUACAGAGGAGAUUUAUACUUUAAGUUCA
Molecule: messenger RNA, 3548 nt
Organism: Fundulus heteroclitus (mummichog)
Lineage: Eukaryota; Metazoa; Chordata; Actinopteri; Cyprinodontiformes; Fundulidae
Product: muscle M-line assembly protein unc-89
Exons: 16
Coding region: 129-3233 (1034 amino acids)
Source: RefSeq, a predicted model, not a curated record